AAGAGGCUACCAGUGGCGGCAGCGCCGCGUUAUCGCGGCGAGAGGUCGGAGCCACGGAAGUACGACGGCUCAUCGCCAGAUAUUAAAUUUGGGAAGGAUUCGUUAAUACACCAAAAUGAAAAUCGAUCGCAGUAGAUUGAAAAAGUGCACUUCCGAAGUGCCGGCAGAAUGUCAGGCACUCAUAAGCAAACUGCGCUCUUGCUCGCAUGCGGAGCUGCUGGAAGAACUGAAGCAGAUAGACGCGUGGACGUUCGGAAAGUGCGAAUUGUUUCAUUGGAUCGAUGUCUUAGAUCUCAGUGACAGUAUUUUAGAAGAAGCUGCAGCAAGGAGUCCUGAUAAUCCAUGGGAAUUAGCAUGUGAUCUUCCUCAAAAUCGAGAGGCGAAAGAGCUGCUUCUCUGGGUUCUCCACUUCACAACGUUGUUAAUUGAGCAUUCAUUCUCACGGCAUUUGUACAACAGCAUGGAACACUUGGUUACUUUACUAUCAAGUUGUAACAUGAAUGUAGUCCUCGGUGUAUUAAAUCUUCUGUACAUGUUUAGUAAACGCAGUAAUUUUAUUACACGUCUAAAUAGUGACAAACGGCAGGCUUUGCUCAGCAGGCUUAUUCACCUAGCAGAGAGUUGGGGAGGAAAGGAGAACGGUUUUGGUUUGGCAGACUGCUGCAAGGAAUUUCCAGAGAAACCAUUUCCAGCGAGCGCCACAACGUUACACUUCGAAUUUUAUGCGGAAAAUCCGACUGUAGCGGAGCCAUCGGCAACUGGUACAUCACUCUCUAGUACAAAGAAAGUUGGUCAAAUGAAUCUUGUAACAUAUAUACAUAUAGAAAAUGUUGAUAAACUCGGAAAAACCCCAGCACAGAUCAUGAAUGAUUUGUUGAAAGUUUAUAACGUACCUCAGGAACGACAGAUGGCUCUAUUGACACACAUAAGACUAGCGCAUAGUUUUUCGGAUUAUCGAAGACGAUUGCAGUGCGUACAGGCACGGUUGCAAGCACUAUCCGUGCUUGUGUACAGCAACGCGCUGCAAGAAAAUGCGCAUAGUCUUCUCCACGCCGGACUUCUCGAAGAACUGGUUGAAUUGUUGGAAUUGCCACAUACUCAUCUCGUCGAGAUUCGUGCGGCAGCGUUGCGGACUCUUACGAGCAUUAUACACUUGGAUCGGAAUCCACACUUCCCUAAAAAACCUGGUUCGCGAUUGAAUAUGAUUAUUGACGUCACUGGCGCUAGCUCGUAUCACGGCUUUUUGCCCGUUUUGGUUCGUACUUGUAUAACAACGUUAACCUCGCCACAACCUGAUGGGCAGCCAUUUCCUCUUCCGCUUGCGACAGCCUUGUUUAGUUUUUUAUAUCAUCUUGCAAGUUACGAAGCGGGUGGAGAGGCUCUCGUAAGCUGCGGCAUGAUGGAGAGCCUUUUGAAAGUCAUCAAUUGGCCAGGAAGUGAACUGGAACAUAUAACGUUUGUAACAAGAGCAGUGCGCGUGAUAGAUUUAAUAACAAACAUAGACAUGCAAGGUUUUCAAACUCACAGUGGCUUAGCGAGCUUCAUCAAUCGUUUAGAUAUGGAAGUUAACGUGUGUAGGAAAGAACAGCCGUUUGAAAUUGAGCCAUUGCUCUAUCAAGAUGCUCCGCAAACCUCGCGUGAAAGAUCGGCAGAAAGGGAGGAGGCAUCUUCCACGUCGCGCCGCGAACACGAGACAUUCGAUGAACGAGAGGAGUCGUCUAAUCCUAUGGAGAUAUCGGAAGACGAAAAUACGGUUGCUAAAGCGGACGAGAAGAGCGAACAGCAGCCAGACUACUCUGCCGCUAAGACCGGCAAAACAUGCUUACCACAACGAGCAGCGCUCCUGAAGUCGAUGUUGAACUUUCUUAAGAAAGCAAUUCAGGAUCCGGCAUUUUCCGACAGCAUUCGACACGUUAUGGAGGGUACCCUACCAUCUUCUCUGAAGCACAUUAUAAGCAAUUCAGAGUAUUACGGUCCUUCGUUGUUUUUACUUGCUACCGAUGUCGUGACUGUGUAUGUUUUCCAAGAACCAUCAUUGCUAUCAUCCCUACAAGAUAACGGCUUGACUGAUGUUGUACUCCACGCUUUACUCAUAAAAGAAGUUCCUGCCACUAGAGAAGUAUUGGGCUCUUUACCUAAUGUGUUCAGUGCACUCUGUUUAAAUCAACGUGGUCUUGAAUCUUUUGUGAAGCGGCGGCCAUUCGAACGCUUGUUUAAAGUACUUCUCUCGCCCGUUUAUCUUUCGGCAAUGCGACGACGACGAAGCGCCGAUCCGUUAGGCGAUACAGCCUCGAACCUAGGCAAUGCCAUGGAUGAGCUGAUGAGGCACCAACCAAGCUUAAAAGUCGACGCUAUUGCGGCUAUAAUUAAGUUACUCGAAGAAUUGUGCGUAUUGGGCUGUGAUCCGCGAUACAUAUGUUGGCGUGCCGCCAGUAAAUCCGAAAAUUCGCCAUCAAACACGGCCUCUGGACAUCGUCAAACAUCUGGUCAAUCAGUCGGCGUCGGAGUAGGAGACUCCGGUGGUGGCGGUGGAGGAGGUGGUGGUAGCAGUAGCGAUGAGGAGGAAGAGGAUGAGGAGGAAGCGAGCACGAGUUCGCAUCCUCAACGAGAGGAACAACCUAGUAUGUCGCCACCGCAGCCUGGACCACCUCCUCAACCAAGAGAGAAGACUCCCAUUGCUUUAGUGGAAUAUAUUCACAACGUUAUGAAAUUUGUGGAUGCCAUACUGAGCAACAAUUCAACUGACGAUCACUGCAGAGAAUUUGUUGCUCAGAAAGGACUCGUUCCACUACUAUCGAUUUUGGGUUUACCUAAUUUACCUGUUGAUUAUCCUGUCGCACAAGCGGCCCAAUCUGUAGCCUCGGUGUGCAAAAGUAUUUUGAACCUCGCAAACGAACCAUUGGUACUCAAGACAGGUUUGUCGCAAUUAAAUGAAGUGCUAAAUUUGUUGAAGCCACUUCACAGCAAUAUGGAAUCCCCCGGCGGCUCGGUUUUACUACAUGAACUUGCGUCAGCGCCAAAUUUGGAGACUGCAUUUACAAGUGAUACUGCUACGCCUUUAUUGCACGCUAUGAAUGCAGCUCACGGAUACGUUGUGAUGUUCGUUCACGUUUGCCGUACGAGUCAAAGUGAUAUCCGAAAUCUUUCUAUGAAUCACUGGGGUUCCGAGUUGGGCUUGACCGUUCUCAAAGGUUUAUCGGAGCUUUAUAUGUCUCUCGUUUGGGAAAGUACAUUGCUACUUGCGUUGUGUAGCGAGGAUAUUAUCCCGGCCGGAUGCGAAUUUGGUAAAGAGGACAUGAACAAGUUGAUGCCACCCGAGUUAAAAACCGAGGGCGAGCCUUCGUCCUCCUCCUGGUCCGCUACUGCAUCUUCGGAUAUGGGAAGUAACGGGAUGACCACGGCCAUGGAAGCUCUUAGCACAGAUCCGCCGCCAGUGCCAAUGGAGGUCGACGAUAAACCGAACGUAAGCACCGACAGGCCGAAUAACUAUCAACUGAAGUACAUUAAACCAUUACUUGGCGCUUCUUCAAGACUCGGUAGAGCACUCUCAGAGUUAUUCGGUCUGCUUGUCAAGCUUUGUAUGGGUUCUCCUGUGAGACAACGUAGAGGACAGCAGAUGCCAUUGACGCCCACGUUGCCCUCUCAGGCGGCGCGAAGCGUUGCUACCGCGUUGAACUGCUUGCUGACGCGCGGCUUAUCGUGGGAUAAAUUACCCCCGUCACCGAUUCCCAAGUUCAAGCUCACCUUCCUCAUAUGCUCAGUGGGAUUCACCUCACCGAUGCUCUUCGACGAGAAGAGACAUCCCUAUCACCUGAUGCUUCAGAAAUUUGUUAAGCUAAACGGUCAGAAUGCAUUUUUCUCUACCUUUCACUGGGCAUUGUCGGGCGGAGGCCAGUUUACAUUAUCCGAGGGACUGGAACAUCCUAAUCUACCUGACGGAACUGGCGAGUUUCUGGACGCCUGGCUGAUGCUGCUGGAGAAAAUGGUCAAUCCUAAGGCCAUUUUGGACUCGCCCCACGUGGUCUCGUCAAAGUGCACGGGAAUCUACAAAGUGUGCGAAACGUUCGAUCCUAUCAGAUACCUCAUUGACAUUCAUAAAAAAGCCUUCGAGGCGGUGAUGCUGAUGUGGGGCAAAAAGCCGUUGAAAAACUACGGAGCUCGCAUGACGGAGUCUAUUCUAUCGAUCUUACGACACAUUCUACGCGGCGAGAAGAUUAUCAAGGAGCGCACCGAAAAGGAGGAGAACGGAGGAGACAACGCGAUAGCUAGCGGUAGCGGCGCGAGUGGCGUCAGCAGAAGCAGCGGAACCGAACGUAGAGACGAGCCAGAGGCGGACGUGAAUCCGGAAUAUCUGAGACAACUGAUGGACAUGGGCUUCAGUCGCGCGCACUGCAUAGAAGCGUUGUUGCACACGAUGACCGUGGAACAGGCGACCGAUUACCUCCUGACAAAUCCUGCGACUCUGCGUAGACCUGAUGCUCCAGUGAGCGACGCCAGCGGCCAGGGCUUGAUCAUGGAUUUAGAACUGGCGGACGACGAUCAGAUAAUGCACGCUAUCGCGAUGUCGCUCGGCGACACGGACACGCGCAAGAUCUCGGGCAUCGAGGAGGCGCCCGCGCGCGAGACUACCAUCACCGAGAGCAUAGACGAGUUCACGCGCAGCGCGCUUGGCCAGUGUCUCAAUCUAUUGGACCUCAUGCCGGACACGGUGUACAGGAUUUGCGAUCUGUUGGUAACGAUCACGAAGAGAAACGGCGACGAGUGGCGGGACGAUACGUUACGGCAGUUGAUACGCGAGGUCGGUCGUCUGGUGGACUAUCUGAUCGACAUCGCCGAGAGCCAGGACGAGAAUGCCGGCGCCAGGCUGGUGGAGUGCGAGGAGGCGAACAAGCUGUCCGGUCGCCUUUAUCUGUACACCCUCUUCUUCGAAGGUUCCUUCCAGGAGAUGAGAGUGCCAUGCGCUUUAAUAGUAGAGGAAUGCGCGAUACUGGAUAAGCUUGUGCGUCUGCUGGUGGUGAGCGAGGCGCCGCUUACCGCGAACAAGAACAGAAUCGCUAAAGACUGCAAGGAUACCAGCGCCGUGUUGAGCAUGAAGACACCUAAGUGGCUGGCGCCUCUCUUAUUACUCAUCGAUCGUUUAGAAAAGGUGGCCACUCUUACGCAGCGGAAGCAGAUAAUGCACAAGAUUACAACCAGAGCGUGGAAAUGGUUUGACCUGAGCACUGGCAAGUGGACCCUCUAUUCGCCAAUGAACAAUCGAAUUAUCAACGACGCGUACUGGGCAGGCGAGUCCAGUGUACGGAUAUCAUGCAGUCGGCGUCGAUAUCUCAUCACCUUCUCUUGCAUGACUCAAGUGAAUGAAGACAGUGAUAACAGAAGACCCAUCACGAUGGGAUUCAAGCUGAACACGGACAAAGAGGACGGUGGCUCUGGUUCGGAUUCGAAUAUGGACACUGACGAGAGCCCGGUAGGAGAGGAGAGACGAAAUACUGUGGUACAGGGAUUGGAUCCUAGUAUAGCACCGAGUAUUGUACGUGCGUGUGUAAAGUUUUUGGCGAUCCCAGUCGAUCGGGACGCGUUACAUGCAGUGUUAAAAGUAUGUCUACGUCUGACAAGAGAUUAUCGGAAUGCCGAGGUGUUCGCGCGUGAGGGAGGCGUUAAGUUACUCCUCGAAAUGACACAGAUGUGCAGUUUCACCGGCUGCAUCAACCUCUGCACGUUACUGAUACGACAUACUCUUGAAGAGCCGCGCACGCUUCGCCUCGCGAUGGAGAAGGUGAUUCGUGCGCGCACACAGAGCAACAUACCUCCUGCAUACAAAGAGAUUCUUUUCAUGACGCGGCAAAUUAGCAGCGCCGUUUGCCGCAAUCCGGAAGUAUACAAAGAAGUGUGCGAGAAUAUCCUUAGAGUUGACAUAAGUUGUUUGAAAAAAGAUGAUGUUGACAAUAGGCUAGUCGUUAAAGCCUUACCUCCUAGUCACUCUCCAGCAUUACCGAUGGUGGAAGAGGUAUCCGUAGGUGUUAUUCGUGAUAUGUUGAACGCGUUAAUUAAACCGAUGCCUGUGUCGUCGGAUGACGGGUCGACAACCCCAACGAGCCCCGAAAAGAAGACGUCACACGCGGCGACCUCAUCGAUAGGUAAUACGUCCUCGUCGACGUCGUCACGGCGAGAUGUGCUGAGGAAUAACGCAACGACCACCAACGAUCCCUUGGACGACGAUGAUCAAGUGUCGCAAAUUAUCCCUCUAAAAAUUUAUACCGACAUCGGUAACAACAGCAAGGUAGAGCCGGAGGAGGCAAAGAAGCCCAUCUUGACUAAGUCUGCGAUAUUGAAGAUACUGGCGGAGGCUGUGAGAUCUUACGGCGCCGUAGCUAGUCUUAUCACCGAACAUACGUACCGAGCUGGGCAAAGUGAGAUGGUAUCUGAAGACACGACGGCUUUAGCGUUCUUACUAGAUAAACUUUUGCCGAUGUCGCCGGAAAAUUCGGGCGAUCGAACGUGCAGCAGCAUGGCAAGAAUGUUGAUCGCAGCUAUAGCCUCGUGCAAUCACUCGCCGGAUGUGCAGACAACUUUGGUGACUGAAGUGAAGGCAGCCUUGACGAGGACGCUCGCCCUUCCGGAGAGUUCCGAGAAGCACGCUCAGCUUCAGUUGCUAAUCGGACUGAUCUCUACGAUGAUCGACAGUUGUCCGCCGAAUAUGUCGCAUACGCAGCUGAGAGCUUCUUUGAGGGCCCACCAGUACAACAAUGUCAAUUACAUCGUUAGAAUAAUGCUGAGAAAGGGCAUAAUCACCGAUCUAGCCAAAAUACCGCACAGUCUCGAUCUGUCGAGUCCGAAUAUGGCCGGCACUAUUAACGCCGCGUUGAAACCACUCGAGACCUUGUCGCGCAUUAUCAAUCAACCAAUGCCGGGUGCGGUCAAUAACAAAUUUACGAAGCCGAAAAACAGGACGGUCCAGGAAGAGCCGAUUGGAGAACAGACUGGCACCACGACCUCCGAGGCUACGCACGCCGUGGGCGAGGAAGCGAACGAGGACGCCGAGAACACUGAGCACGAUAUCUCUGUGACUGCGGAAAGCUUGGAACCGACUUCGGAGAGCCAGGUACACGAGGAAGGGGAUGAGGCUGCACUGGAGGAUAUUAUGGAUCAGCUACUCGAGAGUGUACUGUUUUCCAGGGACGGCUCGGCCGUGGCGGAAGAACAAUCUUCUCGCCCGCAUAGGCCAAUGGACAUUGACGAUGAGAGCCUCGCAAUGCGCGACGCGGAGGGCGAUUUUGAUCCGACUCGAGAUACCACAGUAAGAGAGGACUUAAUGAGCUCCGACUCGGACUCCGAUAGCAAUCCGUCCGACGAUAAUGAGGACGAGGUACAGGACGAUGAGGACGAAGAGGAGGAAGAGGAAGAUGAUGGUGAAGAAAAUGAGGAAGAGGAGGAAGAAGAGGAAGAAGGCUCGUCUAAUUAUGAAGAGGAUGGAAUAGAAUUUUACGAGGACUCUGGGGAGGGCGGCGUUUUUCGUAUGUUUCCCUCUUCCGAGCGCGACGGUGGUAAUGUUGUAAUGAUACAACACAACAUUGAAAAUCAGGACAUCGCGAAUACAUCGACGCCAGUUAAUACGCGACCUAGUCUUCCAUGGAAUACCACAUUCCCGUUACCAUUAGGUCUGUUUGAAGAGCCCCCUGCAGGUUCUGAGAACAACGGCAUCAGUACUCACCCACUGUUAAUAUCGCAAGGAAGUUUGGACACUGCGAGUACUAGAACGCAACGUGCUCUACGACACAGGCGGUAUCAGUAUCUCCAGCUAUCCAAUCCACGUAGUUCAAAUCCACCUGUAAUAUUACAAAGACUUUUAGGUCCGGCAGCGCAGACACUCCCUUUAUCUGCUAGUCAAGUUUUGGCAUCGAGUUUUAGGGAUACCCGGGUGGUCGUAAUGGAUAAUGGAUUGGGAAUAUUCACUAAUCAAGAGGAAGAACAGAUCGAUUAUGUCGAUCAAUCUGGGUAUCUCUUUGGUCCGAGCCUUGCCGCAACCUUGAAUAACAUACCAACUGCAUUACACUGGUGGAUCGAAGAGAGCAAACAAUUAGACGGAGAUUCUCAACCUGAUUGUUGCGUUGGUGUUGUUCACAAGUUGAUACCUGGGCUGGAAAAGCAUAGGAAUGCUGAGCUCGCCGAGCGUAAGGAGAAACGUAAAAAACAACAUGGAUCCGAGAAAGAAAACGAAAAGGAUAGUAAAGAAGAGAAAGAACGUUCAAAUAAUACAGAAUCUGCAUUACCAAGUUUGACACUUGACGAACAGCGACCAUCUGCAUCAACCUCUCAAAGAACUGACGUGACGCCGCUUGUAGCCGGAGAAGAAACUGCGGUAGAAACUACAAGACAGGAGCGUACUCCGGAGGAGGACAUAAUCGAUGUAACAGGUGAAAUGGAAGUGACGGUUCAAGAGGACGAGGAGCGACCACCUCCACCACCGCCGGAGGAGCAGUCAACGUCCGACAGUCGUGAUCCACGUACGGCAAAUCGAAAUCCCACAUUAGAGCUGGCUGAAAGUAUCGUCGAUUCUGUACUUGGACCGUGCACUUCAGAAGCAACGAUUAGACUAAACCUACAUGUGUCUAAUGACGCGCCUACACAUCUUGCCCCAGCAGGACAGCCUGGACGAAGUAACUCAGAGACGUCGAAUGUCACUGAGUCAUCGUCUAACCGUACUUCGGCUACACCAUUGGUAGUAGAUUUUGGUCAAGAAACUAGCGAGGAUCUGUCGAGGGAAAGCAGUGAUUCGGCCGAUUGGAUCCGUAGACUCUUGACUGACGAUAGCCAGUGUCGAACUAGUGACAUUGACUUACGGCGUGUUGAACGAAACGCUAACAUCGUUAAUCAAGAUUCGACGUCUUCAAUUACGACCGAGACUUCCACCGCGGCAGGUACCUCAGAACAGUCGUUGCAGCAACCGUCGCAACAGCAGCCACAACAGCAAUCCAGCAAUCAGGAACAACAAUUGCCGGACGGUGUAGACCCGUCGUUCCUGGCUGCUCUGCCUGAAGAUAUGCGCGACGAAGUUAUUGCCGAGCAGCUCAGAUUGCAACGUAUGAGGCAACGCGCACAGACUUCUGCGGUCGAGGAACUAAGCGGGCCGGUUGAAGUAAAUCCCGAGUUCCUGGCUGCUUUGCCCCCGGCCAUACAGGAGGAGGUCUUGGCGCAACAACGUAUGGAGCAGCAACGACACGCGGCCGCCUCGGCAAAUCCGGAGGAUCCCGUCGAUGCUGCCGCCUUCUUCCAAAAUCUGCAACCUUCACUUCGGCAGGCUAUUCUAACUGACAUGGAAGAGUCCCAAAUAUCCGUCCUUCCCCCGGAGUUAGCUCAAGAAGCUCAAAAUUUGAGGAGGGAAUGGGAAGCACGUAAUCGACACAUGAUGCAGGAAAGAUUUCUCAAUCAUGUUAGUCAAAGCAAUACCGCUCUCUCGAGCAUAUUAAGAAAUUCUGGAAGAGCUCGCGGAGGCGGCACACGAUAUGCUAUUCACGCAGUACCUCAAAGAUCUCAAUGGAAUGCCUGGAAUGCACGCGGCGAUACAAAUAUGGCUCACCAAGGCGCUGGCUUACGAUUAAGAGGCCGGCAAUUACUUGAUCAUGAAUCGAUGGCGUGCCUGCUGGUGUUGUUAUUUGUCGACGAGCCAAAAAUUAACACGCUUAGGCUUCACAGAGUUAUCAGAAAUCUUUGCUAUCACGGCAGCACAAGGGAGUGGAUAGUGAAAGCAUUGCUGAGCAUCAUGGAAAGGAGUAACGAUGAGAAUAAGGAUAUCAUGGCAGAUUUUGGUGGAAAAUUCAAGAGAAAAGGAUUAUUAAAUACUCCCAUGGAUCUAUGUUCUCCAAAGAUUUUUGACCAAAGAAAUAACACACAAUCGUGGCUAAAUAUUAGUAUCGAUGCUGCACUCGGCUGUAGAGCAAAUGUAUUCCACAUAAUACGCCAUGCUGGUAAGAAAUCUGAAAGACAAGGUAAUAUUAUCGCAAUUCAUCCGCAGGCAGCACCUACCGUCUGCAGGCAUACUUUAGAACUGUUGAUAUCACUGGCUAAGAGUUUCCCUGGAUAUUUUGUGCCAAUCAAAUCUAAGGAUUUGGAUGAUAAAGAUAGUGGUAAGGAGAAGGAUGUGAGUGGCAGCAAAGAGGAGGGUGGAGCGAAAAACAAGUCUGUGUCCAAAGUAGGAAGGAGCGAUCUCCCAGACUUCUGGGAUUUGCUUCUAAAAUUGGAUUCGUGCGCGUCUAAAAAAGGAAAAUCGGUCGCGAGGACUCAUUCGAAUACGAAUUUGGGGAGUGAGCCGGAACACGGCAUAACGACAUUUGAAGCUUCCGCAUUCGGUCAACUUAUCUCGAUGCUCAAUUGGUCUGUGAUCAAGCGAAGCAGUCAACUGACGGAUAAAUUGCUGCGACUUCUGUCUUUGAUAUCCAUCGGUUUGACAGAAGUGAAUCCCUAUCGGCGACAAGAAGGCGGUGCGAAGAACAAGAAGACUGAACUCAAUAAGGAUCAAAGUGUCGCCGCGCCAGAGGGACACCUCAAGUUGGCCGUGCAGGUUUUAACCAGUAAGAGUUGUUCCGAGGAUGGACUUGAGGAUGCAACUGCGCUAUUACUUAACUUAUCUCAUUGCCCUGACCCCACUAGACAAUUGAUAUUAAAAUUACUCCUGGAAGGUGCAAUGGAAUUGGCAAAUAUGGUGUGUGAACAUAUCAACGAUUUGAUGAUGGAAUUGAAAGUUCUAAAUCGUGAAUUAAGUCGAAGAAAUUCUUUGGAGGACCAACCAUCGACCAGUAGCGGAAAUGGACGAGGAAUUUUAUUAGAUAGAUUUACUAAUGAAAAUGUAGUCGUCACAGCACCGAGUAAAGUUAAAGCCGGAAGUGACCUUCAAUUACCAUCGAUGGCUGCUCUUGUCAGUAAAACCUCUAGUCAGGCAUUCUUCUUGAGAAUACUUAAAGUUAUUGUGCAAAUAAGGGAAGCUGUGCGCUUAGCAAACACCAAGAAAACAACUAAUCAAACAACGGAGACAGCCAUGGAUACAGGCACCACAAGCAAUGCACCAGAGACAGCUGCCGAUAAUGCGGACACCGAUGUUCCUAUGGAUACAACGCAAGCAAAUACCUUGAGCCUUGAUUCGAAGACGUCCUCUUCUCGCAAUGAGGAAGAGAAAACCGCACUUCCAUUGCUGAGUGAGAGUUUAGUGUUAGAUAAUUUAUGGGAAACUCUUAGCGCCUGCUUACUUGAAUUAGAAUACACUCCUGAUCAUCAUGCCGUCCUUGUUUUACAGCCUGCGGUAGAAGCAUUCUUCUUGGUGCACUCGUCCUCAAGUACGUCUCGAGAUCGAGAUCGGGACAGUCGUAUUAACGCGACCAUCGAGAAUCGAGAAGUGGUACCAGACUUAGCACCAGUCUCUCCGAUAUAUUCGGACAACGAAGGUACCUCUCAGUCGGAAGCUCCUACUAAUGCUUCCUGGGAUAUCACACCGCCCCCGCAGAGAACAUUGCCACCAGAUCAGUUAAAGUUCCUCAAAUUUGCCGAAACGCACAGAACUGUGCUGAAUCAAAUUCUACGACAAACGACUACGCACUUGGCAGACGGACCGUUUUCUGUACUGGUGGACCACACGAGAGUGUUAGACUUCGAUGUGAAGAGACGUUACUUCAGAACGGAAUUAGAACGAAUGGACGAGGGUAUACGUAGGGAAGAGUUGGCUGUCCACGUUCGUAGGAGUCACGUUUUCGAAGAUUCAUUUAGGGAGCUUCAUCGAAGGAACGCGGACGAAUGGAAAAAUCGCUUCUACAUAGUCUUCGAAGGCGAGGAAGGACAAGACGCCGGAGGAUUGUUGCGGGAGUGGUAUGUCAUUAUUUCGAGAGAGAUCUUCAACCCGAUGUACGCCCUCUUUACGGUCAGCCCUGGCGACCGAGUAACAUACAUGAUAAAUUCAUCUUCGCAUUGCAAUCCCAAUCAUUUAUGUUAUUAUAAAUUUGUGGGCCGAGUAAUUGCUAAGGCUAUUUAUGACAACAAAUUGUUAGAGUGUUACUUCACACGUAGUUUCUAUAAGCAUAUACUUGGCAUACUCGUGAAACAUACAGAUAUGGAAAGCGAAGAUUACAGUUUUUACAAAGGACUCGUUUAUCUUACGGAACAUAAUAUUUCUGAUUUGGGAUACGAGCUAACGUUCUCCACAGAGGUGAACGAAUUCGGUGUCAACGAUGUGCGAGAUUUAAUACCAAAUGGACGUAAUAUAGUUGUUACAGAAGAGACCAAACUUGAAUAUAUUAGGCUCGUUUGUCAAAUGAAGAUGACUGGAGCAAUUCGUAAACAGUUAAAUGCAUUCUUGGAAGGCUUUUAUGAUAUUAUACCUAAACGACUGAUCUCCAUAUUUAACGAACAAGAACUUGAGCUAUUAAUCAGCGGCUUGCCUAAUGUAGAUAUCGAAGAUCUUAAAGCAAAUACCGAGUAUCACAAGUACACUGCUACAUCUUUACAGAUUCAAUGGUUUUGGCGUGCAUUACGAGGUUUUGAUCAAGCAGAUCGUGCAAAGUUUUUACAAUUCGUUACUGGUACGUCCAAAGUGCCGCUACAAGGUUUCGCCGCGUUAGAAGGCAUGAACGGCGUACAAAAGUUCCAAAUUCACAGAGAGGACAGGUCAACGGACAGACUUCCAUCUGCACAUACUUGUUUCAAUCAACUGGAUCUGCCAGUAUACGAGACAUAUGAUAAGCUACGUACAAAUCUACUCAAAGCGAUUCACGAAUGCAGCGAAGGAUUUGGAUUUGCAUAAGUUUGUUGAAACGCUGUCGUAUAUUGUAUAGCAGUUUAACAUAUAUGUAUUGUCCUGCCUGUUCAGAGUAAAUUUUACGAGAACUCGCUCCUGUAUAAUUACGCGUUCAUGCGUUCAUGCGUCCAAUCGAUGACGUUCUGGUGACACGCUUGGUCUUCAUUCAAGAUUCUAAUCGAAGCUCGUUUAACUCGAUAUAUAUAUAUAUACAUAUACACAUAUACAUAUAUAUAUACAUAUAGAUUCACGGAUAUGUAUAUACAUAUAACGGAUGCUGAUGUAAUUACGUAAGAAUUAUCAAUGAUACCCGAAGCUAUAGGGUUUAUUUUGUUGAGGAGGAUCUUGGAAGAAGAUGCUGAGCUUAACGAUAAUUCCCAACAAGGAAUGAUAAGGAGAGAUUAGUUCGGUUUUAUGAUAGGGAUAAGCUAAACAUAAGAUUCACACAUAAUUGUAAUAGUUAGAUACAUUAGUUUGUCAUAAGAAAUAAUAUAGGAUGAAAAAAAAUGUAAUAUACUGCACUUUGAAGUCAGCGAUAUGUUUUAACCGGUUCGAUAGUUUGAAUAGAGAUACAGCGGUGGUAACGGUAGCCUGGUUCUUUACCAGAAAAAAAGCAGCAAAAAGUCUAAAUGGACGAGUGCUUGUGCGAAUGAAAAAGAGAGAAAGUGAUAAGUGUGAGUGAAAGAGAGAGAGAAUUUAAUCGAAAGAUACUGAGCCUAAUUAAAAGAUUUCACAAUACGAAUGCUGUCCUUCCCUAAAACACUGUAUGGUUGUACACACUAUUAGUAUUAAUAAUUAUAACUAAUUCUUAAUUAAUAGUAAUGAUCAUUAAAUAUCAUUUUAAUAUUAAUCAUUCGAAAUGUGAUGUUAAACAAGUGUAAUUUCUUUUUCUUGAGAUCUAACGAAAUAAAGUUUACAGUUGAACAGA
This is a messenger RNA of Vollenhovia emeryi, 13706 nucleotides long. It is a transcript of the gene HUWE1, whose product is annotated as E3 ubiquitin-protein ligase HUWE1. Gene Ontology annotation, biological process: positive regulation of protein catabolic process; protein polyubiquitination; proteasome-mediated ubiquitin-dependent protein catabolic process. Lineage: Eukaryota; Metazoa; Arthropoda; Insecta; Hymenoptera; Formicidae. The transcript is spliced from 44 exons. The coding region runs from base 116 to 12784 and encodes 4222 amino acids. Gene Ontology annotation, molecular function: zinc ion binding; ubiquitin-protein transferase activity; protein binding. Gene Ontology annotation, cellular component: nucleus. The record is from RefSeq and is a predicted model, not a curated record.